Molecule: messenger RNA, 4849 nt
Organism: Raphanus sativus (radish)
Lineage: Eukaryota; Viridiplantae; Streptophyta; Magnoliopsida; Brassicales; Brassicaceae
Product: disease resistance protein RPS4
Exons: 11
Coding region: 80-3670 (1196 amino acids)
Biological process (GO): signal transduction; defense response
Molecular function (GO): ADP binding
Source: RefSeq, a predicted model, not a curated record
CUUUUUAGUGUUUACUGUUUAAUUAACUCUGUAUAAAUUAUUUAUUUUCUCAGCACACCGGAAACCAUUUUUUUCCGCCAUGGCAACAUCCUCUAACCCCACGGUCGACGAACAGCCGCCGCAACAUCAGGUGUUCAUCAGUUUCCGGGGGGCCGAUUUGCGCCGGAGGUUCGUCAGCCAUCUAGUCACGGCCUUGAAACAGAACAACAUCAACGUCUUUAUCGACGACUACGAAGACAGAGGCCAACCUCUGGAAACACUAUUGCAGAGGAUAGAGGAGUCCAAAAUCGCCCUGGCUAUCUUCUCCGGGAAGUACACGGAGUCAGCCUGGUGCGUGAGAGAGCUGGCGAAGAUCAAGGCUUGUACGGAUGAAGGAACACUCGUCGCCAUUCCCAUCUUCUACAAGCUGGAGCCGUCCACCGUGAGAGAUCUGAAGGGAAGCUUCGGUGAUAGGUUCAGGAGUCUAGCUAAAGGUGAUGAGAGGAAGAAGGAGUGGAAGGAAGCUUUUAGUUCGAUUCCUAACAUAAUGGGCAUCACCAUUGACAAUAAAAGUGUGGAGAGUGAUAAAGUCAUCGAAAUUGUGAAGGCGGUUAAGACAGUGCUGAACAACGUUUCAUCAGAGGGAAGCCGGAGAGGUGUCUCCGUGAAUCCUUCAGAAAAUAUCAGUGCAGGGACUUCCUCGAGAGUCGAAAAGGAUAAGACUUUCGGAAACAAACGGCGCCUAGAGGAGUUGGAAGAGAAGUUGGAUCGUGAUAAGUACAAGGGAACUCGUAUCAUUGGAGUUGUUGGGAUGCCCGGGAUCGGCAAAACCACUCUCCUUAAAGCGCUUUAUAAGACGUGGCAGUGCAGGUUUUCGAGGCACGCGCUGCUCGAUAAAAUCCACGAAAAGAUCAAGCACGUGGAGGAGUUGGAGUGCUUGCCUAAUAUGCUUGUAGCGGAGUUACUGAAGUCGAACAAUACCAACAUAGACCAUGUCAAAGAUCCGUACAGUCAACUGCAAGAACGCAAGGUUCUUGUCUUUCUUGAUGAUGUUACUAAAAAGGAGCAAAUAGAUGCUCUGCGUGGGAUACUUCAGUGGAUUAAGGAGGGUAAUAUGGGAAGCAGGGUUGUCAUUGCAACAAGUGACAUGUCCUUGAUAAAUGAUUUGGUUGAUGAUACUUACAUGGUCCAAAAUUUGAACCACAGAGAUAGCACACAACUCUUUCACUAUCAUGCCUUUAGUAAUGGUCAAGCCAAUCCUCCCAACGAAGAUUUCAUGAAGUUGUCAGAAAAGUUUGUACACUACGCCAGAGGUCAUCCGCUAGCUCUCAAAAUAUUGGGUGUAGAGCUUCAUAAGAGAAAUAUGGAUCACUGGAAAGCGAAGCUGAAUAUACUCGCAGAAAGUCACAGCACCACUAAGAUUGGAAGUGUCUUCAAAGUGACUUAUGAUGAGUUGUGUUCUGAGCAGAAAGAUGCAUUUCUUGACAUAGCCUGUUUCAGAUCUGAGGAGGUGGAUUAUGUAGAAAGUUUACUCGCUUCAUCUGACCCCAGAUCUGCUGAAGCGAUGGGUCCAGUAAAAGCUCUCACAAACAAGUUCCUGAUUAAUACUUGUGACGGUCGAGUAGGGAUGCAUGAUCUGCUGUAUACUUAUUCAAGGGAACUUGAUUCUAAAGCAUGCUCUCGAUAUGGUAGCAGACAACGGAUGCUGUGGCUCCAUCAAGACAUAAUUAAAGGUUGCAUAACUAACUUACUGCAGAGUACAAUGGGAGCUGGCAAUGUGAGAGGUAUUUUCCUAGACUUGUGUGAAGUGAAAGGCGAGAUGAGCUUGGACAAAGACUACUUCACAAAUAUGGGCAAUCUCCGGUAUCUCAAGUUCUACAAUUCUCACUGUCCUCAGGAAUGUAAAACCAACAAUAAGAUAAACAUCCCUGAUGGACUUAACCUACCACUGAAAGAGAUCAGAUGCCUCCACUGGCUAAAAUUCCCUUUGGAGGAACUUCCAAAUGAUUUCAACCCACUUAAUCUUGUUGAUCUUAAGUUGCCUUAUAGCGAGAUUCAACGACUUUGGGAAGGUGAUAAGGAUACAUCAUCCUUAAAGUGGGUUGAUCUCAAUCAUUCAAGUAAGUUGUGCAGCUUGUCAGAGUUAUCAAAGGCUCAAAGUCUUCAAAGACUGAAUCUUGAAGGCUGCAGAGCACUGAAAACUUUGCCACGUGGUAUGAAAAACAUGAAAAAGCUUGCUUUCCUGAAUCUGAGAGGGUGUACAAGUCUUGAAUCUCUUCCUGAGAUGAAUUUAGUUUCUCUGAAAACUCUUACUCUCAGCGGCUGCUCAAAUUUUAAGGAAUUUCCGCUGGUUUCAGAAAAUAUGGAGACUCUAUAUUUAGAUGGUACAGCAAUAAGUGAGCUUCCUUCGAACAUGGAGAAGCUCCAGAACCUUGUUGUAUUGAAUAUGAAGAACUGCAAAACGCUGGAGAAAAUCCCCAUCCGGAUUGGUGAGCUGAAAGCUCUUCAAGAACUGAUACUCUCUGAUUGCUCAAAUCUCAAAUAUUUUCCAGAAGUCAAGAUGAACUCUUUGAACAUUUUACUUUUGGAUGGGACAGCCAUAGAAGUGAUGCCACUGCUACCUUCACUGCAGUACUUGUGCUUAAGCAGAAAUGAUAAGAUCAUCUACCUUCCUGCUGGCAUCAGUCAACUUUUUCAACUAAAGUGGCUGGAUUUGAAGUACUGUACGAGUCUUACAUCUGUUCCAGAGUUUCCACCAAACCUUCAAAGCGUAGAUGCACAUGGGUGUAGUUCGCUGAAGACAGUUUCGAAGCCUCUGGCCCGUAUCAUGCCAACCGAGCAGAACCAUUCUACCACAUUCAUUUUCACUAACUGUGAGAACCUGGAACAAUCUGCAAAGGAGGAAAUCACAUCGUAUGCCCAAAGGAAAUGUCAGCUGCUGUCAUAUGCUCGGAAACGCUACAAUGGGGGUCUUGUUUCAGAGGCUUUGUUCAGCACUUGCUUUCCUGGAUGUGAAGUGCCUUCAUGGUUUUGUUAUGAAACAGUUGGAUCCGAGCUAGAAGUAAAACUCCUCCCACAUUGGCAUGACAAGAGGCUUGCUGGAAUAGCUCUAUGUGCUGUAGUGUCAUUUCAUGACUGCCAAGAUCAAAUCAGCCGCUUGUCAGUGACAUGCACCUUUAAAGUUGAAGUUGAAGACCAGUCUUGGGUCUCAUUUACUUGCCCAGUAGGAAGUUGGACCAAACAUGGAGACAAGAUUGAAUCAGAGCAUGUCUUUAUUGGCUACACCAGUUGCCCAUAUACUAUAAAGUGUCCUGAAGAGGAAAACUCUGAUAAAUGCAUUUCUACUGAAGCAUCCCUUGAGUUUACUGUGGCAGGUGGUACAAAUGAAAGGGAAAAAUUCAAGGUGUUGAAGUGCGGUUUAGGUUUGGUGUAUGCAAAGGAUAAAAGCAAAAACAGUUGUCAUGAAGCAAAGUAUGAUAUGCCUGUCGAAGGAGGAGGAGCCAAGAAAAAGAAAAAGACGAGAGGUGAUGAUGGACGGCCAAAGAAGAAGAAAAAGUCAAGAAGGGAUGAUAAUAAUAUCCCGGGUCAACCAAACAAUGAUGCAAGUGUAACUCCAAGGAGGAAAGAUAGUUCAGUGGUCAGGCACAUGGUUGAGGGUAUCCAAGCAGGAGAUGACUCUGUUCCAAGUUAAGCGCAUUCUUACACCGAACUACAAGUCCUGAUGAAGAAAAUCCAGCAUGAGUAAAGAUGUCAUUGUCAGUCAAGUAGUCAACGCAAAGGCCUGGCCAUUUCAGAGGAUAAACAAAUUAACAAUACUGUGUAUCACCAGAGAAGGAUACAGAUGACAUUGCUGAAUGAAAUCGUUUUCUGAACCCUUUACACCUUCAGAGUAAGCAGCAAUCCAAAUGCCAAAAGUGUCACUGAAGAUUAGAUCAGAGUUUACCCAGAUUCCAGAAUUCUUAGUGACCUAUAAGCCAUCACUUUAUCCUGCUUAGGAGUUGUGUUCACGAAAGCCUUUCAAGCUGCUUACACAGAACUACAAGUCUUGGAUGCAGAUGUAAAGAUGUCAGUCAAGUAGUCAACGCAACGAUACUGUGUAUCACCAGAGAAGGAUACAGAUGACAUUGGUGAAUCAAAUCGUUUUCUGGUAUAGAGCUUCCCGUACAGAGUUUGAGGACUUGUUUGUGGAGGGGAUGAUAGCUGCAAUUGAGAUUGGUCUUGGAGCCUCUGGUGAAUUAAAGUAUCCAUCUUUCCCUGAAAGAAUGGGUUGGAUAUAUAUCUCGGUUUUGUGUUAUGAGCAAUCGAAUCUGCUAAAGGAAGCAAUAUCAAGGAGAUUCACUGCUUCUUCCUAAAUUGGAUGAACAUAACAGUAAGACUCAUACAACAACAAAAUAAUGCCGAUACCGACGAUUGCCUGGUUAUAUAGAAGACAGCUAGGCAUGCUGCUGAACUACAACCCGUCAAACCUUGUUGGGUGGUCAAUGCAGCUUGGGAUAAGAGACUUAUUGCGCGGAGAGAAUGCGAUUAAUUGUUUCAACAGAGAAGGUUGUAUGAGAUUAACCGAAAUGGCUAAACCGAGAAACCAUCCAGAUAGCUAUCACUUAUCGGCAACCUUCUCCUCUAGGCUCUAGCUCAAGGAUCAACUUGCUUUGCAGAUUUGGACUACUUUAUUAAACACAGAACAGUGCCAUACAGAGAUACACAGCGGUUGGAAAUCAAAACCGAGCAAAUAGAAGUUGUUUUGACUUUGAAACUUCAAUACACACUACUAUAGUAUAAACUAGUUGAUGAUAAACUAACUUAAACAAUUUUGUUUUGCAAUUUCUUAGGUCUAAAUCUUAUCCACUUUUUUAAUUAGCUUUUAGAACUA